AUGGCGCCCACUACAAGAGAGGCUUCCAAAAGGGAGGAGAAGGCUCCUGACACGGCACCUCCUGCCUCCGAGGCCGAGCCCGGCUCCAAGCACAAGGUCGAUCCUGACACUGAAGGCGCCAGCGAGUCGCCCAAGGCGAAGCGAACCAAGACAGAGACUGCGGAUGACGAGUCGACGAAGAAAGAAACCAAGGACACCAAGGAUAGUGGUGCUGAAGCUGAGAAGGCCGAGGGCCAAGUAGAGGACAAGGCUGUCCAAGAAGACAAGAAGACUGCUGUUGAGCCGCACGGUCGAGAGGCAUCCAAAGCUGUGCCGUCCAGUAUCCUCGAGAAGGGCAUCAUCUACUUCUUCUUCCGUGGCCGGGUCGGCAUUGAUGAGCCUUCUGCCGUCAAUGAGAUUGCGCGGAGCUAUAUCCUACUCCGCCCGAUCGAGCAGGACGCCAAGCUCGGAAGCGGUCCCAUUGGUGAUGCUGGCAACAGCCGCUUAUGUGCCAUCCCAAAGAAGGUGCUCCCCCAGUCUGGCAAGGACAGAUGGAUUUCUUUCGUUGAGAAGACCGGCGCCUCGUUUCAGCAGCUCAAGGAUGAGUUUCUGGCGUCCAAUGACUAUGAUACCAUGACAGCCGGAACCAGACACUCUCCCGCCGCAACGCCUGUGGCUGAAGGCGUGUAUGCGAUCACCAGCACUGGGUCCGAUAGCCACCUCGCGUACAUUCUCACUAUUCCCGAAGAACUUGGGGAAGUCCAGAAGGAGAUUGGUCUGAAACCGAAGGGCAGCUUCAUCAUCAGCACCAGAAACCCGCAAUAUCCUGCUCCAGCCAAUGUACGUUUACCAAAGGGCCCAGACUAUCCUGAGGAAAUCCUGAAGGAGUUUCGGUCUCUCCGAUGGAUGUCCACACAGCCCAAGCACCUCGACUAUGUCAAUACUCAGUUCCUUCUUGUCGGCGAGUCGUCCGGUGUCGAAAAGGCUCUAGAGCCCCAGAAGUCCGAUGAGAAAGAGAACAAGCAAGAACCUGCCGAGGAGUUGGAGAAGCUUGAGGAAGAGGAUUUACAGAGGCUCAAGGGUCUAAGCGAUGAUGACUCUGGUCGGAUCUUUGCAGAUCUGAAGGUCGACGCUGAUGACUAUCCUAAGCUACAGACCACGUUCUGA
Molecule: messenger RNA, 1146 nt
Organism: Sordaria macrospora k-hell
Lineage: Eukaryota; Fungi; Ascomycota; Sordariomycetes; Sordariales; Sordariaceae
Source: RefSeq, a predicted model, not a curated record